UGAGUAUUUCCAUGUUGGAAUAAUGGUUGCGGUCUCCAUUGUACAUGGUGGUCCAGGGCCUCAAUGCUUUUCCCCAAGCUUCUACCAGUACCUGGUUGGUAAAGUGAAGACCAUUGAGGCCCCAAUUAAGGAUAUACCUGAUACUGAAGUCAGGAAUGUUCUCCUUGAUAUUAAGAAUGCUAGAACAUUGGAGGAACUCGUGGAACUCACAGAUAAGCACUCCAGCAUGCUUCAGACAGCAGGAUGCUAUCGAUGCCUGAGGACACUGGGGGAUAAGGAAAAAGUUGUGGAUGGUUACAUCCAGUGGUACUUCACCUACCGCAACCAUGUUUCCUUCCAGAGGUUCAAGGAUGGCCUGGCUACCCUCAACUUUUUCAACGCUCUGGAACAGCAUCCCUCCAUUUUCCUGCCCUACAUGUGUUACAGAGCAGAAGACCUGACAGCCGAGAGUGUAGAGUCACUGUUCCGUCCACAAUUGAGCCCAACUGGUAGCUCAAAUCGCCAUGAGGAGGAGAGAGUGCUUGGCUACUGGCUGGACUACUUAAUCGCUGUAAAAGAGGACGGGUCAGGGAUGUCUCUGGAGGACAUUCUAAUGUUUGCAACAGGCCUGAAAGAAAUCCCAGCAGCAAAAUUAAUACCACAGCCUCAACUCACAUUCCAGAAACACUCAAGGUUUCCUGAGGCUAAUGUCUGCGCUAACACAAUAAAACUCCCGAUCUUACCCUCAUAUGAAAUCUUUGAGGAAGCCAUGAAUUAUGGAAUCAAGAACGCCCCUGGAUUUGGGCUCCAUUGAGGUGUCAAUCAGAAAUUAACAUUUGUGGCAA
Messenger RNA from Cyprinus carpio (common carp), 824 nucleotides. RefSeq names its product G2/M phase-specific E3 ubiquitin-protein ligase-like. The coding region runs from base 23 to 793 and encodes 256 amino acids. NCBI's taxonomy places the organism in Eukaryota, Metazoa, Chordata, Actinopteri, Cypriniformes, Cyprinidae. Gene Ontology annotation, molecular function: ubiquitin-protein transferase activity. The transcript has 4 exons. The record is from RefSeq and is a predicted model, not a curated record.